AUGAAUAAUCAUCGCCAAAAGGCUCUGAUCCACUCCACUUGGGGCCCCCUCCCCGAGGCCAGCGCUCUCACCUCCCGGGCUGGAAUCCCGAUCCCAGCGAGGACACAUGGGCCGGCGCCUCUCCGCGCGGGGACCGCGCCGCGGCUCCUCUCGGGCCAAGACCUCCGCGCAGCUCUGGCGGCCGCGGCGCCGGGAAGCCUGGGACUCGGCCCUGGCCACGCCCACCCCCAGGGCCCACCCAAGCCCCGCGAUCCCAUUGGUCAGCGCAUCAGGGCGGGCCCCGCCACGCCCUCCGCGGCGCCCUCAUUGGAGCGGGUGCCCGCCGCUCCCAGGGCGGCCGCGCAGGGCUCGGGGGCGGCCCUCCGGCACCACCUGUUGACGUUGAGUGGGAAACGAGGCGUGCGGGGAGCCGGAGCCCCGCUGCAGGCCGCCCCGCCCCGCCCCGCGCACCUGCAGCGUCCCCGCGGCGACGCGGCCUCACAGCCGGGGACCGCCGCCGCCAGCCGCCGCGCCCAGGAGCUCGCUGGGCCGCGCCCGCCCGUCGGCACGCCGAGCGGCUGUCCCCGGGGCGUGACCCGCGCCGCUCACCUGGCUGCGGGUCCCCCGUCGCCCCGCCUCCGCGGCUGCGAGCCGCCGGGGAGCCCGUCCGUCCGUCCGUCCGUCCCCGGGCAGCGGCGAGGCCUGACGGCGGCCGGGCCGACGCCGCGCGCCAGCCCCGCUAACGGUGCUCGCCCGGCCUCGCCAGCGGCCGCGGCUCCGCCCCACGCGCCGCUCCUGCCCCGCCCCUGCCGAGUCCCGCCCACGGGCGGGGAGGGGCAGGGGAGGCUCGCGCGCGCGUGCGCCCGAGCCGCGUCUCCUAGCAACGCCCAAACAACGUCCCGUUCCCACCCUCCCGGCGCCCCGCGGCGGGCGGAGGCGGGCGGGGCUGCGGCCGCGGCUUCUCUCGAGCUUUCGGCCACCGCCGGCGGGGAAAUCUGCUCCAAAUUCUCGUUCAGAUCUGAGUAGAAGGUUUUUAUUAUCAGGAAGAAGUGUUGUACAUGUAAAUUCAUUGGAGUCGUGUUCACGUAGAAAUUGGAAGAAUACAUAUUGGCGUCAAACUGCCUGGAUUCAAGUCACGCUUUGCCCAUGUUGACUAGUCUCUGAUCCCUAGUAUACCUAGAAAGGUAACAAAUACAU
Molecule: messenger RNA, 1176 nt
Organism: Mesocricetus auratus (golden hamster)
Lineage: Eukaryota; Metazoa; Chordata; Mammalia; Rodentia; Cricetidae
Product: translation initiation factor IF-2-like
Exons: 3
Coding region: 1-1005 (334 amino acids)
Source: RefSeq, a predicted model, not a curated record